AGCAGCCGGUGUGGGAGAGCGUCGCCCCGUGCGCUGCGACCCUGCCGUGGCUAUGCCAGCCCCUCGGGAGAGUCUGGUGUUUCUGUAGGCAAAGUGAUUGGUGCAGGUGUCCUGUUUGUGGGUGGAGGAGUGGGUGGGACUGUCCUGUAUGCCAGCUAUGACACGCAGUUCCGGGAGAGCGUCGAGAAGGCUGUUCCCUACUCUGACAAGCUCUUCGAGAUGGCACUUGGUCCUGCACCCUACAACACACCCAUGCCAAAGAAAACAGUACAGCCAGGUCCACUGAAGAUCUCAUCUGUAGCAGAAGUAAUGAAGGAGUCUAAACAGCCCACUGCCAAAUCCACCGUCAGCAAAACAGAAGCUGCUCCUCCUUCAGAGGAAAAAGAAGCAGGCGAGGCUGCAGCACAGAUCAUCUCCGCUGCAGGCGUAGCCGUCUCGGUGCCAGCUCCGGGGAUCCAGACUGAGGAAGAUAAAGAGCAUGAAGGUUCCCACGCUGUAAAAGAACGGUCACCAGAAGAAGUUGCGGCCAGACUUGCCCAGCAGGACAAAGAGGAGCAAGAGAAGAUAUCAGCCCUAGCAGCAACUCUGGAGGGAGCCCUGAGCACCACAGCUCGUGUGACCCUUCAGGCCAUCACUGCCCAGGAGUCUGCAGUGCAAGCAGUGAACGCCCACGCACAAAUACUGAAGGAGGCCAUGGACAAUUCUGAGGCUGCCGGGGAGAAGAAGUCCUCUCAGUGGAGAACUCUGGAGGAGGCGCUGAAGGACCGGAGGAGAGCGGUGGACGAAGCUGCCGACGCCCUUCUGAAAGCCAAAGAAGAGCUAGAGAAGACGAAAGGUGUAAUCGAGAAUGCCAAGAAGUCUCAGAUUGCAGGAGCCAAACCUCACAUUACUGCUGCAGAAGAAAAUCUUCAUCAUAUGAUAGUUGACCUGGACAACGUUGUGAAGAAGGUCCAGGCAGCACAAUCUGAGGCCAAGAUAGUAGCUCAGUACCACGAGCUUGUGGCUAAAGCCAGAGAAGAGUUUCAGCGAGAGCUGGACAGCAUCACCCCCGACGUGCAGCCUGGCUGGAAGGGGAUGA
This is a messenger RNA of Merops nubicus (carmine bee-eater), 1078 nucleotides long. RefSeq names its product inner membrane protein, mitochondrial (gene IMMT). The transcript is spliced from 9 exons. The record is from RefSeq and is a predicted model, not a curated record. NCBI's taxonomy places the organism in Eukaryota, Metazoa, Chordata, Aves, Coraciiformes, Meropidae. Gene Ontology annotation, cellular component: MICOS complex. Gene Ontology annotation, biological process: cristae formation. The annotation marks the transcript as partial.